Molecule: messenger RNA, 946 nt
Organism: Cryptomeria japonica (Japanese cedar)
Lineage: Eukaryota; Viridiplantae; Streptophyta; Pinopsida; Cupressales; Cupressaceae
Product: nudix hydrolase 8-like
Exons: 9
Coding region: 95-946 (283 amino acids)
Molecular function (GO): NAD binding; ADP-ribose diphosphatase activity; NADH pyrophosphatase activity
Source: RefSeq, a predicted model, not a curated record
UAUUGCACUACUAAUUUAAUUUAGUCUGUUAGGAAGUAGCCAAAUUCAAUCUUGCUCACAGAGCUACUCAGAAGGUCGCUGCUUACACUGCACAAUGGCAUUCCCAACGAACGAGGUUUCGGCUACCACUAAUGAUGUUGAAACAGUUUUGAACGAAAUAUGUGAAGUGCUCAAAGCCCAUGAAGACAGAUAUGAUGGUGUAAUUGUUGACACAGAGAAUAUGCAGAACGAUGCUUGUCGUUUUGCAGCUUCACUGAAGGCAUCACUUUCUCAAUGGGCACGCCAGGGAAAGAAGGCGGUGUGGAUUAAAGUUCCCAAGGAACAGGCGAAACUAGUACCCGUUGCGAUUGAGGUGGGAUUUGGGUACCACCACGCAGAGCCUUCAUAUGUGAUGUUAGUGCAUUGGAUCCCUCAAACUCCCCCCACCAUCCCUGAUAAUGCUUCACAUCAAGCGGGAGUUGCAGCUUUUGUAUUCAACGAGGAGGGAGAGGUUCUAGUAGUUCAAGAAAAGUGUGGCCCUUACAAAGAUUCCGGGCUGUGGAAGAUGCCAACAGGAAGAAUUAACAAGGGGGAAGGCAUUAAGGAAGGGGCCGUAAGAGAAGUUCAGGAAGAAACAGGGAUUAAUACAGAAUUUGUACAAGUGGUUGGGUUCAGGGAUGGUCACAAUGCCCCUUUCGGAAAAUCCGAUCUGCUCUUCGUGUGUAUGUUGAGAUCUCUUUCUUCUAAUAUUGUUGUGCAAGAUACCGAAAUUUCAGUAGCCAAGUGGAUGGCGAUAGAAGAAUUUGCAUCUCAACCUAAAAAUCAGCAAAGCAAACUCCUAAAAGAUAUGAUCGGCGUGUGUGUUGCCAACGUCAACGGACAAUGUGAAGGAUUUUCAGGCAUUGGGAUAUCGUCCAACUCGCACAAACCCUCUGCUUUCUUCUGCACUGCCCUUAAUUCUGAGUAA